Molecule: messenger RNA, 843 nt
Organism: Ruditapes philippinarum (Manila clam)
Lineage: Eukaryota; Metazoa; Mollusca; Bivalvia; Venerida; Veneridae
Product: cytochrome P450 2U1-like
Exons: 3
Coding region: 1-537 (178 amino acids)
Molecular function (GO): oxidoreductase activity, acting on paired donors, with incorporation or reduction of molecular oxygen; heme binding; monooxygenase activity
Source: RefSeq, a predicted model, not a curated record
AUGGUGGCCUUUCCUGAUAUACAAGAAAAGGUUCAAGAAGAGAUAGACAGGGUCGUUGGCAAGGACAGAUUACCAGGAAUUGAUGACCUGCCAAAUUUGAGUUACACAGAAGCUGUGCUUCAUGAAAGUAUGCGUCUGUCACUAAUUGUUCCUUUAGGAAUACAACACAUGACUCUUUGUGACACUGAAGUUGGUGGUUACAAAAUUCCUAAAGGAACAGCUGUGAACAUCAACCACUGGGCCUUACACAACGACCCAGAUGAAUGGGAAGAGGUCGAGCGAUUUAUGCCAGAAAGAUACUUGGACGAAAACGGUAAACUUGGGCCUAAACCUAAGAAUUGGUUGCCAUUUUCGGCGGGAAAGAGAGUUUGUCUUGGGGAAUUUGUAGCCAAACCGGAACUUCAUUUGAUCUUUGCAAGUUUGAUGCAACGCUACAAGUGGAAAAUGGUAUCUGGAAAGUGCCCGAAUAUGGAACAAAUUGGAUACUUAGUAAAUAGAUACCACCCAAACAAAGUCAUUGUUGAGAAACGACUAUAGACUCAAUUAUAGCAGGAAAGCUUCUAUAUUCCUAAAUGGCGGUAAAAGCUUUAUAAUAUGACGUUUGUGCAUAUUGUUUGCAUAUUUAUAUCAUGUAUAAUCAUACGCAGACCAUGAACAUUUUCCUACGCCGGUCAAAUUAUUUUUAUAUAUUCCCACUUCUUAUGUAUUCAGGAUUGCUAUUUUGGUACAUUUAAUAUGUCUCUGUUCAUAUUUCGUAAUCGUAUGUUAAUAUAACCUGAUUUUCAUUUCACGCAACACCAAAACGAGCUGUUAAAACUCAAUGAUGUACAAUUAAACCAACUG